GACAUAUAGUUUGUAAAUAUAAUAUCCCUUGUUCAUAAUAAUAAUAAUAAUAAAUAUAUGUCUUUUUUUUUCCUUUACUUUUCUAUUUUUUUUUUCUUAAAAAAAAAAUGUCAAAUAAAAUUGCAGUUAAUGUCAUCAAGAAUAGAAAGAAAUAUUUUACAGAAUUACCUUCAUUAAAAGUAUUAUCACGACCUAGUCAUGAACGAUCUGAAGUAACCGUUUAUGGUAAUUUUUUUGAAUACGUAUAUAUAUUUGUUUACUUGUGUAUUAACAUUGACGGGGGGGAGGAAAGUUACUCUUGGCCAUCAGGAAAUUCUAAUUCUAAUAUUCCUAUACCCAUUGCUUCAGUUGGAUCAUCAGCUUAUUUACUUUUAAAGAACUUUAAACAACUUAAAAAUUUCAAGUUGCCAACGCCAACAUCCAUUGCAGGUGCUAUUGCACUCGAUAUAGGGCUUCAUGCAACACGUUUAGCCUAUCAAUUUAAUAUAGCAACCAAAGAAAGUCAUGAAAGAGCAGAAAUGUUGGCUUGGCGAUUAUUAGAUUUACGUAGAAAACAUGAUUAUUUAAGAGUAGUAGGUCAUUCCUUGGGCUGUAGACAUAUUGUAGAAGCAUGUUCAUUAAUGAAUUUUGAAGAAAGGCCAGAUUCAAUUCAUUUGUGUGCGCCAGCUUUGGUAGCACGAGAUAUUGUAGAUCAUAUUAAAAAGGGGACAACACAUGGAUUAUUAUUAGGACAAAAAAAGACACUGAUUUACUAUUCAAAAAAGGAUAUCACUUUAGGUAUUUUAUUGCGAACACUUUUAAUGGGCGAACAGGCUAUCGGUGAAAUCGGAUUACCGGAGCAAAUAGGAUUUGUUCAAGAUUGGCUUGAUCCCAGUGUUCGAUCCAUGGACGUUAGUAAAUCAUUAGGUGGUUUUUAUAUUGGUGCUCAUACAGACUAUGCAAAUAAAUUUCAUUAUUUUGCGCAGCCGUUUUAAUUCGUCCAGUCAGUAGUAAUUAUAAUAAUAGUUAGUUAGUUAAUAGAAAC
This is a messenger RNA of Cokeromyces recurvatus, 1024 nucleotides long. RefSeq lists its product as uncharacterized. The record is from RefSeq and is a predicted model, not a curated record. Lineage: Eukaryota; Fungi; Mucoromycota; Mucoromycetes; Mucorales; Mucoraceae. The coding region runs from base 108 to 974 and encodes 288 amino acids. The transcript is spliced from 3 exons.